CCCAGGUGUGCUUGAUGGCCUGCAGUGCAUGAAGAGUGGUUGCACCCAUCGAAAUGCCCAUUCAGCAGUACAACUUAUUCACAACAGGGCAGGCGUAGGCGGCCAUCAUCUGCCCCCCCGUACGCAGAUGAAUGAGGUGUGAUUGUGCGAAAGACCCUUGCCGGCGGCCCCCCACAACCGCUCGCCACCCGCAUACACCAGGAAAGAAAGGCAGACUCACGCUCUGCACACCACGUUCCGCACACCACCUGCACAGGCGCUUCUCUGCCCUUCUCCCCUUGGUAGCUAAUCGAGGAAAACGCCCCCCUCGUCAUUGAAUCCUAUCGAUCUCACCGCUGGCUGAUGGUUUGCCGCAGCAACGCGCGCAGGAGCAAGUGUCGGCUGUCUGUCUGUCUGUCUGUCUGCCAGCGCCUAGGAAUUAAACCAUGCAGCCGAGUAGCCUACCUACCGCCACGUACCUACCGCUGUACACCCACCAUCCCAUCCAUCCAUCCAUCCAUCCACCCGCCCACCCACCCUGGCUAUCACAGCUCUACUUUGGGUCGCUUCCGCGACGGCCCGCUGGCGGCACUGUCCAACUCAUCCCCAUCGGCGAUGGAGCCCAAGAUGGCCUGCAUCAGGUCGGAGCCUCUCCUGUUGACCUCACUGGCCGCCCUCUUGCCGACGCCGUUCCCGUCGCUCAGCGGCCCCCCCACCAUACCCCACACGAGCCGGAAGAGGCGCUGGCGGUCGCCCAGCGUCGUCACGGUGCGGAUGAAGGCAGCGAUGUCGGUGCUGUGCGCCAGGAACACGUCGAGGCUGACGCAUCCGCUCAGAAUCUCGCCAUAGCACCACCCGCCGAGCACCUCCUGGCGGUCACGCCGGGCGAACCAGGCGGUGACGGCCCACAGAGGCGACACACCGCCGGCUCGAAUGCGGGACAAGAGGGCACCGACGCUCUCGGCAGCCUGCGUCAUAGAGGGAGAUAUAAUGACGGAGCCAUCAAACACACACACACACACACAUGACGCAGCCUGUCUGUCAUCUGUGUGUGUGUGUGUCCGCUGAGUCACUGUCUGUCCCACCUGUCUGUCCAUCGAGUAUCCCACAGCUUGGAUGUCGGCCGAUCUGCGCUCGAGCAGCAUGAUGCGCAGGCAGUGCAGCACGAGGCACCGCAUCGGGUGGUGGCUGAUCGUCACGGUCGCCUUGACGUCCUUGACCUUCUUGCCCGUGUCAGCGAAGCGCUUCUGCGAGCGGAAUGGGCACCACACCGUGAGGCCCUUGUCUUCCCGCCCGGUCAGCAUGCCCACGCUGAAGUACGGGUUCUCGAGUGUCUCCUCCACACCGUCGACGGAGAUGGUGGCCCUGCUGGAGUAGCAGAAGACCCCGUGUGGGCGGCCAUCCACGGCGGCAGCGCAGCGGGUGAAGAUCUUGAAGGUCUUGACGUCCUCGAGCAGCAUAUCCCCAUAAUCGUCGGGGUCGUCGUCAUAGUACCGCCCGAUGCACUGCGCGCUGUCGGCGGACUUCGUUCCGGUCAUGUCGGUAGCGAAUGGUGCAUGUUCGUACUCUAGCUCCAGAUCCGCCAUGUCGAUGACGCACUUCUGCGCGAGCUGCUCCGUCUGGAAAACCGCUGCUGCCUGUGGUACGCACACCACGACACAACACAACACGGCACAACAGCUGCAUCGCUGCCCCCUUGCGUGUGCGGAUUUAUGUGUUCUCACCGCUUCGUUGAAGUUGCCGGUCAUGGUGGUCUCGAUGAGGAAUUGCUGGAGCGUCUCGAGCCGCACACCACACGUGCCCCUGUCGAUGACGGACGUGAGGCUGCACAGGGCACUGAUGAUGAAGUUCCUGAGCGACCCGUCGCCAGCGUCGGAUGCGCCAGCACUCCAAUGUGAGGCCACCUGCUGCCCGCUCUUGGCUAUGUAGGGGGCACAGCAGUCCAUGAGCUCGGGACACUGCAUCAACAGCGACCUGACAUGCGCACAGCACCGAGAGAAUGAUCACUGUUUCUGCCGCGAGCCUUCCUUAACCGGAGCUGACCUGACGAGCGGUCUGGCGAGUGCCAUCUUGAGCAGAUUUCUACAGAUGCCCUGGUCCUGCUGCCAACCGUUGAGGCGAAUCUGAAGCAGUCGUACGUAGCACGCAGCAUAGCGUGUUCUGACACACCCAUCGCCCUCCCUGUAUGCCUCGCCGCGCCUCUCACCUUGGCACCGAUGGCGUCGAGCAUGGCGUCCUUUUCUAUGGGCUGCAGGAAGUCGAGGGCCGCUAGCACAUCCAACACACUCUGAACACAGAGAAGCGGAGCGGGAAGUGCAACCAUGUCAUGCACUGGUUGUUGGUCUAGGUACCUCUUUCGUGAUGGUCCUGAGCAUGGCUGCGCGGGGCUGCAGCACCACAGCCGCGAUGGGCCGCGAGAUAUAUGUCCUGCAGCGAUACCGUGCGGUCAGCCAUCUCCUGGAAGUUGCCGUCCAGCAGCUGCACACAGAAAGGGAAACGCAGGCACGGCCAUGCAGAUCUACGCAGAUGCGUGCGUGUUAUGUCAGCCUACCGCAUGGAAGAACUCGUAUUGCUGCGUGGUGGCCUCGUCGAUGAUGAGCGGCUCAUCGGAUCCCGCACACUUGACGGUGAUCUCAGUCAUCAGGGCUGAGCGAA
Messenger RNA from Vitrella brassicaformis, 2634 nucleotides. The record is from the annotation of a GenBank genome assembly. Lineage: Eukaryota; Vitrellaceae.